AUGGGGGCAGUGGAUAAGGCGGACAUGAUAAAUAUCUUUGUGGAAUGCGCUCGGAAAACUACCAAGUGGUACAAGAAGAUAUUUUUCCAUUUGAUCGACACUGCUGCCCUCAAUGGCCACAUAGUUCAGCGCCAACUGACAGUUAAAGUAAUUACCUACCAAAAGUACAGAGAGAACCUCAUGAGAGAGCUGCUGGAGGAGCACCACACCCCUCGGCGUUCAUCCACUGGGGGUGGUCCUGCUGCAGACAAUCCUCUACACCUCACUGCACGGCAUUUUCCCUGCGAAGUCCCUCAAACUGCUGCUCAAGCUGCGUCCAGCUUCAGUUUCUGCCGUGCAUCCCUGGAGCAAACAGUGUCUGCAGAGGAGCUGAGCUACCAACUGCCUCGCCGUCCAGGGUCUAGUCUCGCCUGGCAUGAUGGGAGGGGACAGAUGAACACGUACACACGCACCGUCAAACUACUGCAGCAACCUGGCACAGAGGGCAUACAGCUGCAUCCAGGGGAAGCCUUCACUGUUUACCACACCAGCCCUACGCUGUCCAGCCUGUCCAAACCAGUGGUGCUUUGGACCCAACAGGACGUCUGCAAGUGGCUGAAGAAACACUGUCCACACAACUACCUAACCUAUGUAGAAGCCUUCUCCCACCACGCUAUCACAGGUCGUGCAUUGCUGAGGUUGAACGGGGAGAAGUUGGAGAGGAUGGGCAUCUUCCAGGAGACACUGAGACAGGAGGUUCUACAGCAGGUCCUUCAGCUACAAGUCAGAGAAGAGGUCCGCAACCUGCAACUGCUCAGCAGAGACAUCAAUAGCCAGCUACAGUCACUAUGUGCUAACCUGGAUACAGCUGCUAAUGACAGUCUGCUGGAGCCAGGAUAG
Molecule: messenger RNA, 879 nt
Organism: Salvelinus namaycush (lake trout)
Lineage: Eukaryota; Metazoa; Chordata; Actinopteri; Salmoniformes; Salmonidae
Product: sterile alpha motif domain-containing protein 10-like
Exons: 6
Coding region: 1-879 (292 amino acids)
Biological process (GO): cell surface receptor protein tyrosine kinase signaling pathway
Cellular component (GO): cytoplasmic side of plasma membrane
Molecular function (GO): protein binding
Source: RefSeq, a predicted model, not a curated record